Molecule: messenger RNA, 2526 nt
Organism: Besnoitia besnoiti
Lineage: Eukaryota; Apicomplexa; Conoidasida; Eucoccidiorida; Sarcocystidae
Exons: 1
Coding region: 1-2526 (841 amino acids)
Source: RefSeq, a predicted model, not a curated record
AUGCCAGCCAAUGCCAAUUAUUUUGGAUGGCAGCAGUUCAUGCCGUCGACGCCAGGCCUCGAGACUCGACUACGCCAGACGUCUACAGGACCGCCAACUGGUUCACUGUGGCAGCAGUUCGUGUUUGGUGUAUUGGAGCCGUCACAGAGGCAAGAGGAACCAACGACAGGCCAAACUAGCAUGUUCAACUGGCAGCGAUUUGUCCCUGCUGGAAUAAUCGGGAGGUCCCGUGAGGACCAACCAGCGUUAUCGGCGGCUCUGACGGAGCGUUCGGGUGGGAAAACUGCUAGUGAGGAUAGCAGGCAGAGAGAAAAUUUGUCCCGUGGGAGGAGACUGCAAAGCGUUGUCCCUCUCGUUUUUCCGAGUCUAAUGCUAGGAGUCCCAGGAGAUUUAACAAGCGCGCAGCAGAUGCGACAGUGGACAGGGAGCCAGGCGUUUCCUAAUCCGUUUGAUAUAUAUCGACCGCCACUACGCUUUCAACCUUUUCAAGUACCCCUCCAGGCGCCGCUGAUGCCACUUCCUGAAGGGACCAACCAGCAGCUCCAGGAGAUGAAGCAGCGCCUUCAGCAGAUGCAGCAAAAAGUGGACGCAGAGUUGCGACAACAGCUUGAACCGCAGCUUCAGCGAGAGUAUACAUGGCGCACCGCAGGGGGCGGCAUCGCCCAUGGUCGCUUUGGCGCCGCAUCGGCCUCCGCUUUCCAGACCUCGCAGUCGACUGGAAAAACCGAACAAACCAUUCAGCAACAGCCGCAGUGGGAAGAGCCUCUCAACAUGAGAGAACAGCAGUACCCGCAAGGACAACCACAAAACCAGACUCCAUCACCACCACCGCGACCAACUUCUCAAGGGGGGCCGCCAGUUGACCUGCUCUCUUCGUUGAUGAAUGACCUCGAAAGAAAGGAGAUACCAAGCAACGAGGGAGGACAUUCGGAUUCGCAGAGCGAGGUGCCCGAACUGCUGCGGCUCGAUCUUCUCCAUAACGACCUACCCGUAACACAGACGGCAGACAGACGCACAGGUAGUAGAAGGCUGCGGGGGCCUGCUGGGAGUAAGGACGAUGACCAACACGGAAAUAAGCGUCUUCAAAGUGAAGCCCAGAGUGAGACGAACAGUGAUCAUGAUGACCGAAAUCUGCAGGGACGAUUCUCAUGGCGACAAUUCGUCCCCCAUUGGACAGAAUUUAUUCCCCCAAUAGCUCUGGGUCGACACGACGCCACAUUAGCGACGGGCGCGCCAGCCCAGCCUUCUAAUGAUGCCAGCUUGAGACAAGAUAAAUCAUACGAACAACUAAUCGCACGACAACAGCAGCUGGAACAAGAAGUGAUGGAACUUCGAGCCAAGCAGGUGAGAACUGACGCUCAGCGAGCGCCACCUAGUUGGCAGAUGCAGGCUGAUGUUGGGGUACAAGCUGAAUUGUCUCAGCCUUCAGCAACUGAAGGCGGCGCCCGGGAGGAAAGUGAGGGAAAGCUGCAGGAGCUUUACCAAAAGCAAGUAGAUGAACUCAAAAUGAGGCAAAGGGAACAGUGGGGUGAGCUCCGCGCGAAGUGGAAAGAAGAGAUGGACGAUCUGAAGCAGCGGCACCGCGAGCAGAGUCAGCAGCUACGAGAAACUCAACGUGAGCGCGCCCGGGAGCAAGCGGAGCGCCUCAGAGAGAGGCAAGAAAAAGAGUGGAAGGAGCUGAAGCAGGCGCAGGCCGCCGCCUUGGAGAUUAUUCGCAGACAUCAAGCUGAUAUGGCAACGCGGCUUCAGCACGAGCACACAUCUCAGCUGCAGCAACUCCUUGCUCAGCAGCGGGAACAGCUGGAAAGAGCAGACAGACUCCAGAGAUUACAGAAUGCGUUGAAAGAACAGCAGCUGAGCGUGGACCAUCAACUGCAAGGGCUGGUACAGACACCAAUUGACAACGUAGAGUCGCUAAUCCAUCCCGCAGCCGAACGCAGUGAUAGCGGGAAGCAGAUCCACCACGGGGCACACGACACAUGGGAGCCACCGCUCACGCAAGGAGAGACACGCGCCAACGAUCGACAGGAAAUCCCCCCACAGGCUCAACCCCACAUGGAAACGCAAGCGGAACCCGAAGCAGCAAGUGAAGACACCCAAGCGGUGAACGCAUUAGAGGCGGGGGGACUAGAGCUCACAGACGAUGAGCAAGACGAACAUACAAAGGAGGGGGAUUCUGGAUCACAGACGGAAGAAGGAUCGGAAGAGGUCGACAGCGGGGCGGCCCCGCUACGGAGGGAGCCGGAAUCCGCGGAAUCGCAAGGCCAAACGCAGGGGAUGGCUGACGCCCGCCACCAAGCAGAAGCAAACCAACAGUUGGAUUCAACCACGGGCGACAUAGGGGAAGAGACCCUUUCUGCCGUGACACAAGAAGACACGGACGACAAGAAGGAUGAAGAAUCCGAGAGCCCGGCUGGCACAGAGAGUGCGGGCGACGAUACUCCUUCGUAUUCCGCACACGACGCGUUUCCGAAACUAAUUAGGCUCGAGAAGAAAAAAUCUACCGACGAACGCAUUGCUGAUUAG